AAUCUCUCUAAUCUCAUGUAGCUGCUUCUGCUAGGAAUUGCUCUCAAGUUAUUUUUGCUGCCAUCCAGUGCCAGAUUACUCAACAGGAGGGAAUACCCUUCUGGGAGAUCCCGUGAAGCCAGUAUCUCAUAGACCUGUCAUCAGCUCACUUCUACUCUCUGACUUCUCUCCACACCUGAUUGUUACAGCUUGAAAAACUUUUAACUUUGCUGCCACCCUCUGCCCCUUGAGUAGGGGAGAUUCUGAGAAGAGAGGAAUCCCUUCUUACUUCUAGAUGGAGUGACUAAAUGACCAUGGAAUCUGGAGCAGAGAACCAGCAGAGUGGAGAUGCAGCCGUAACAGAAGCUGAAAACCAGCAAAUGACAGUUCAAGCCCAGCCACAGAUUGCCACAUUAGCCCAGGUAUCUAUGCCAGCAGCUCACGCAACAUCAUCUGCUCCCACCGUAACUUUAGUACAGCUGCCCAAUGGGCAGACAGUUCAAGUCCAUGGAGUUAUUCAGGCGGCCCAGCCAUCAGUUAUUCAGUCUCCACAAGUCCAGACAGUUCAGUCUUCCUGUAAGGACUUAAAAAGACUUUUCUCCGGAACUCAGAUUUCAACUAUUGCAGAAAGUGAAGAUUCACAGGAGUCAGUGGAUAGUGUAACUGAUUCCCAAAAACGAAGAGAAAUUCUUUCAAGGAGGCCUUCCUACAGGAAAAUUUUGAAUGACUUAUCUUCUGAUGCACCAGGAGUGCCAAGGAUUGAAGAAGAGAAGUCUGAAGAGGAGACUUCAGCACCUGCCAUCACCACUGUAACGGUGCCAACUCCAAUUUACCAAACGAGCAGUGGACAGUAUAUUGCCAUUACACAGGGAGGAGCAAUACAACUGGCUAACAAUGGUACGGAUGGGGUGCAGGGCCUGCAAACGUUAACCAUGACCAAUGCAGCUGCCACACAGCCGGCCACUACCAUUCUACAGUACGCACAGACCACUGAUGGACAGCAGAUCUUAGUGCCCAGCAACCAAGUUGUUGUUCAAGCUGCCUCUGGAGAUGUGCAGACAUACCAGAUUCGCACAGCACCCACUAGCACCAUUGCCCCUGGAGUCGUGAUGGCAUCCUCCCCAGCACUUCCUACACAGCCUGCGGAAGAGGCAGCACGAAAGAGGGAGGUUCGCCUGAUGAAGAACAGGGAAGCAGCACGAGAAUGUCGUAGAAAGAAGAAAGAAUAUGUGAAAUGUUUAGAAAACAGAGUGGCAGUUCUGGAAAACCAAAACAAGACACUGAUUGAGGAGCUAAAAGCACUUAAGGACCUUUACUGCCACAAAUCAGAUUAAUUUGGGAUUUAAAUUUCGCCUGUUAUGGUGGAAAAAGAACUGGCUUGGCCACAACCAGAGAGACAAAAUAAACAUUUUAUUUUCUAAACAUUUCUUUUUUUCUAUGCGCAAAACUGCCUGAAAGCAACUACAGAAUUUCAUUCGUUUGUGCUUUUGCAUUAAACUGUGAAUGUUCCAACACCUGCCUCCACGUCUCCCCUCGAGAAAUUUUCAGCACCAGGAAUCAUGAAGAGACUUCUGCUUUUCACCCCCUACCCUCGUCAAAAAGUAAUAAUUUGCUUACUUGUAAAUUGAUGGGGGAAAUGAGGAAGAGAAAAUCUUUUUUUAAAUGAUUUCAAGGUUUGUGCUGAGCUCCUUGAUUGCCUUAGGGACAGAAUUACCCCAGCCUCUUGAGCUGAAGUAGUGUGUGGGCCGCAGGCAUAAAGUAAGUAAGGUGCAAUGAAGAGGUGUUGAUUGCCAAAUUGACACGUUUUCACAUUUUCAUUGUGAAUUAUGGAAAAUUGUUGAGACGUACCCUCUAAAAAGGAAUUAUAGUGUGGUGUUGAAGAAAUUAAGAAUGAAUUUGGAGUGUUUUCUAUGUACAUUCUCUUCUUCAGUACUGAAAACUUGUCCUUGGUUCUUAAAAACAUUCUGUAUUAACUAGAGCUCUUCCAUAGGGCAGUUGUUGAUUCUUAAUUCAGUUCUGUAGGGGUUCAACAUUUUUGAAUACAUUAAAAGAAGUAACCAACGAAUGAAAGAGCAUGGUAUUUGAAUUUUAAAUUAAAUCAAAGUAAAUAAGAUUACAAAGCUUGUUUUAGUUAGUACUAAAUUCUUAGUAAAAAGAUGCUCAUUAGUAAACCAACCCCUUGAGUUAUAUAACAAGGUUUUUAAAUAAAUGUUUUUGUCAUCGCCUUCAAAAAUAAUUAUAUUGUCACUCAUUUACUUAAAAGGAUAUUUUGAAUUAAACUGUUCCCAUUUGCACUUAGGUUAUACCACCAACAGAAAGCCUUCAAGAGGCUAAAUAAAGCAAAGUGAUAUAUUGUUUAUAAAAUGUUAUGUGUUGUAGAAAAAUACUAAUUUUAAAUCUUUUCCAUAUUAACGUACUUUAACAGAAUAUCUCUAGUGAAUUUUUAAUGAAAGAAAUUGUAAGGAUCUAGUUCUAAAAAGUACAGUAUUAGAUGUGCACAAGGAAAGUAAUUUUCUUCAGACAUAUUUGAGUGACUGCUGUACUACAAUAUUUGGAUUGUCAUUCUUGCAAAACAUUUUUUUUCUUCUAAAAAGGAUAAUUAUGCUUUAGCUUUCCAAUACGCUAUAUAGCCUUUGUCAUUCUAUAAGCUACCUGUUUGAACUCCCAACCAGAACAGUCUGUAUUCGUAUUAUCAUACAUUGUUUCCAGUACUCCUUUUAAUGUUAACUACUCAUUUAUUCACUAAACCUGGUAAAUGUAAAAGUUACCCUUUAAAAGAAAAAUAAGACUAAGGUGGAUUUAUAAAAUAAGAGACUGACAUAAUGUUGGAUAUAAUUUCUCAUUUGAGAAGGUUAUUCCUUUUAAAAGAGAGUCUAGAAAAUUAAUGUUUUAUAUUUGGUCAUGGUUUAUUUGAAAAAGUUAAGUUUGUUAAUUGUGUUAACAAAAUAUGCAAAUAUAGGUAUUAAUUAUUGGGUUCAUUUUGAAAAGUAAGAUGUUUAAUUAAUAUUUGUACAUGGUUUAUUUUUGUUUGUAACAAGCCAUUGUCUUUUUUCAAGGAUGAACAGAGUUUAUGAAGGAGCAUCAUUCUAAGAAUUGGGUGAUGUAGUCUUAUAUGUGGACAGUUCACCAGAUUCUCAAGAAGGCUUUCAAAGGACUAUAAAGUUUGGUGUUAUCUGCUGAGCUAAUGGGGAAAGUUACAGCAUAAAAAUUAUUUGUAUACCAACAUAGGUAUCUCAUUUUCCAAAACUGGUUUGACAGAAACCAAGCAAAAUCACAAAUAUGCUCACAAAUUAGAAUUCUUUCUUAAUGAGUCAAAUUGUCAAAAUUUAACAUUUUGAAUGUCAUACGCUUUAUAAAUGAAAAUUGCCUAGUAUUUAGUAAGUUGUGUUCUCUCCUCUGAAGUUGAACGUUUUUCAAAAGUUGGGGCAUUCUUAUUCAAUUAGGAAGUUGGUGGUCCUCUUUAGUCCCUGAUAAGGCAAUCACAUCCAUAUUAGCUGGUUGGAUUUUUAAGUUAACUAAGACCAGGUCUUUUGUACCUGAGGAUGAUUGCACUGGUUUGAAGUCAGCUACUUAAUGAUGAGGUAAGAAGCAUAUUCUCUUGCUAAAACUGUUUUAGACCCUUGGAGAGACUUGAAGAUUUCAGUUUAUACAGAUAGAAAUUAAGCCCCUUUUGUGUAGACAUUUUUUUUUUAAUGAGAAUUGGAGAAAGGUGUUUGUUUUUAAGCAUGCAACUUUGAGAACCUUUAUUAAGAAAAUGACAAUUUUUUUUAAAAAUCUUGUAGCCAAGAACAUAUGUGGCCAUGUUAUAAAUGUUUUUUCUCUCCUUAUUGGCCAAAAGGGAAUGAAAAUGUCAUCAUAGGAAUCUGUACAUAAUGCUACUGAUUUGCUUAGAAAUAGCAAGUUUGGUAUCGCUCACUUUGCAAAUAUAGGGCCAUGUGGCACUUUUAUCUAUAGGACAGAUGAACUCUAAUAAAAACGAAGUGGGAGGGGUUUAUUUUUGAUAUAUUGCUCUUAUAAGUUUUCAAGCUUUGAUAGUGUUUAACUGAAAAGUGGUUUAGAAAGGGCUAGAUCCAAUGUGUUCAUGUUAUUAAAAAAUUGAUACCAGAUGUAAUUUUAAGUUCAUUCUUUUUCAAACUCAAGUACCGUAUUGGCAACCGUAACAUUGUCAUAGGUGCUCUGUUCAUUUAGAUAUUCUUGGGGGGGAAAUGGCAUUUGUAUAAUAUAUGUGUACAUAUAUAUAUAUACAUACAGUAUAUAAUCUGAAGCUCUGAGAGCUUUUAAGUCAGGAAUGCUGAGUAUUAUAGUAUAUUGAGGUCAGAUGAAAUUUUACAUUUUUGCGUGUUCUAGUGCAUCCCUUUUGGUAGUUUCUUGGACUGCAUUACUACAGCACUCAUGAUUGAUUUUUAUCUUCUAAUUUUCUUCCAAGUAUUUUAUUUCUUUUCAUUGUUUUUUUCCUUUGGCUUGAUACUUUUAAAUGUUACUAGUCACUUGAAAACUACCCCCCCAAAAGUAUUUGGUUUUUAUGCUUUGUCUCUGGCAGCUAUAACAGUGGUAAGAGAAUUUUGAAGAUACCUUCUAAAAGGUACCACUGAUUUUUCAAAAAUCAUCUUGGGGGAGGAAUUUUGAUGUUUUCAUUUGAGCAGGGAUUUUUGUCAGAAAAUGUGUUUUGAUGGUGUCAGCAGGAGUGCUAGUAUCUGAAAGCACCAUAGCAGUCGGCAGUUUGUCCACCUGGCUGAAGUCCAUCUGUGUCUCUCAGGCCUAAUCCCUAUAUCACUGACUGUUUGGGCGACAUGUGGAAUCAUACAAAGGCUUAGGAAGAAACAAGUGUGUUUGAACCAGGAUGCUUUUACUUACUUGAAGUGACUUCAAUCUAGAUUGUUUCUUUUCAUUUUUAAUGUUUUUCAUUCUGUGAUCAACUACAGUCAGCUGUUAGCAUAUAUUGGUCUCUUUAUUUUGACGAUCAAAAAGGCUGCUUCGUUUUGCAGGAUUAAAUAAGACUAAUAUCUUAAAGUUAAGAUUUUGAAUUAAAAUGAGUUUUAGAAACAGUGGUUAUACACCUUUUCAGUUGUUUUCAAGAGACUUUGUUUCCUUUGUAGCCCUGAAAACUGUUGGUAUCUUGUUUGCCAUUGACCUAAUACAAAAGUUGUAUAUUUACUUGGAUUAUAUUUACAUUAUAUUCUUUGUAAAUGUUUGGUGUAACUUGCACUUUUAAAAAUGACCCAGUGUGGGUAUUAGCAACUUGAGAAAUUCCCUCAUCAAUUAAUUGUCAACUGACUUUUCAUGUCUUUCUCCUCUCUUCAAAUCAUGUGACUUUUUAAUGGAAGCUAUUCAUUGAUUAAAAUAUUUUAGCACCUAAAGGCUAGCCUUAUAAAUAGCUGUAAAAGAAAAAUAUCAGGAAAUUAGAUUUGACUAGCCCAGCUGAUUAAAAGAUGGGUUCGAACCCUAUCUUUUUCAUCAUGGAUAAAGAGAGCAGGAAAAGCAACUCAAGUGAGUAAAUAUUUAUUUCCGAUUUUAAAUGAGACACUAUCCUCACCCCAACAUUAAUACUGUCUAUAGGAUGCCAAGAUAUCCAUGAAUUUGUCCAGAACAGUAAAAGAUUUUUCAGGGCAGUGAAUUCUGGUCAUCAUGGAGACCACAUAUAAUCAUUUGACUAAAUUCUUUUCACUGUAAAUUGGCUUUGUUAACAUCAAAGAAAUAAUGCCUAAAUCUAACUGAUUCCCGGUGAGGAAGGGGAAGAGAAGUGUGCUUAGUAAGCCUGUAGGUGAAGAGUCGUGGGAUAAUUUGCUCACGGAGUUGUACAAAGCACAACUAGAGCUUUUUGUCGGGUGGCUCACAUACAUCUUGAAUCCUUUUAAGUUGACAUGUUGACUUUUGAGUUGACUGCACAGUCGCUGUAUGUAUUAGGAACUGGUUUCCUUGACUCUAGAAUCAAUGGCUGGGAGAGGCACUAAUCCCUGAGGGGGUGGACAUAUCAUGAAGCCGAGUCAGUAUGGAAGAAUUUCAAAUAAAUCAAACAGGGUGCUGAAGUUCCAUCUGUCUCAUCUGCUUAUGAUAAGUUCUUGUGAUUAGUGAAUGUAGCUUAAGCCUUUGUAUGUGUCCUCAGGGGGCAGACAGACUUUAAGAGGGACCAGAUACCAUUUGAAUGGAGGGAUUAUAUUUCAGGUGUUUUAGCUUGAAAUUUAUUUUUUAAAAAAAUAAAAAUAAAAAAAAAAGAAAAGCCUGUGAAGCAUGUCGAUAUUAUUAACAGGAAGAGUUGUUUAGCACAGAGAGAAAACAUUGACCUGUCUGCAUUCUGGUUCUGUGGGUGCAGGUCCUGGCUGGGUAUAACGUGAUACAUUUGAAUUAAUCUCACCAGCAAGUAAAAGGAAAAUGAACGACCUUCAGGAAGUGUCUUUGAAAAGGGUCGAACAGUAGGAAAUUCAAAUUUUAUCUACUUUAUACAGGCAUUAAUACUUGCCUAUAGAAAUACAGCAUUUCCAAGCUUCUGUCUGAGGAGCUUCUCAGAGAUGUGAGAGUAAAUCUGAAAUGGUUUAGAACCGGUAGGGAGGAAGAGCACCCCGGUGGAUGGAGGUCUCCUGUUAGCUGGCCAAGUGGGAGGGCCUGCUGUUGUGUUUGGGAGGUUUUAUUUUCUUAUGUUUUUAAAAUUGAAUUGGUAAAUGCUUUAUAGACGUAUUUUUAUCCAGGUGCCACUCCAAGUUGUGUAUGUAAUAAAAUUAUUUAUAUAACAAGUGGGAAAUAAUUUGUCAGCAUUUUUCUGUGAGUAUAGAUUAGGGAUGGCAAAGAAGAGUGCUAGUUAGCAGUUUUCCAUGUAAAGUUGUCCCCGACUGAUUUGUCCACGUCAGUUGUCAUCCUCACCUAAAAAAGGAAUUAUUUCUAACCUAGAUGUAUCACUUGAAACUUUUUAGAAACAAAAUAAUCAGGGAAGUUUCUAGAAAGAAAGCUGGGUUUUUUUGUUUUGUUUUUUCCUUGAGGAUUGGGGUAAAGAAUACCUCCCCCCAAAACUAUCAGCACAAACAGGGUAUUGAUUUUUUAACUCUGAUGUUGCUAUUAGAGUUGAAUACUAAAUAAAUAAUUAUAAUGAGGGAAAUUCCCUACAUUCUAGAAACAUCCCUGUUUUAAUUUUUUUACCUAAAUCUUUUGUGCUUUAUCUGUGUAAAGAGAAAAAAAUGUACCGGGUUAUAAUGCAUUUUAUUAACACUAUGUACAUAUUAGCUGCUUUGUGUUCACAAUGGUAGCAAUUGCUUUGUACAUUAAAGUGAUCCUUGUGAAUUUGUGAAAUAUUGUCAUAAAGUGCUUUUUCUUACUGUAAUCUUUGUGGUAUCAACUGUCAUAAUGCCCUUUUUACACAAACAUUUAUGUGCAGUCACAUAAACAUGCUUUUUAAAUCUC
Molecule: messenger RNA, 7368 nt
Organism: Equus quagga
Lineage: Eukaryota; Metazoa; Chordata; Mammalia; Perissodactyla; Equidae
Gene: CREB1
Product: cAMP responsive element binding protein 1
Exons: 10
Coding region: 288-1313 (341 amino acids)
Biological process (GO): regulation of transcription by RNA polymerase II
Cellular component (GO): ATF4-CREB1 transcription factor complex; nucleus
Molecular function (GO): protein binding; DNA-binding transcription factor activity, RNA polymerase II-specific; cAMP response element binding
Source: RefSeq, a predicted model, not a curated record